CGGUUUAUUCAAAUUCGGAGCAAACUCGUCGACGUUUUAUUUGCUGUUUAAUUUCAGAGCAUCGUGAUUGGUCAACGAAAAUGACUUGCUGUCGGGAAGUGGUCAAUUAUUUAUGGGCAGGAAAUUUACAUUUUGAAAGAGUUUUCUGGAGUCGAGAGCGAAAAUACAAACUAACGCUGGAAUCUAGUGAAGUCUUUAAUACUGUGUUGUUUUGGUAGCUGCGGUAAAUAGAUUUCCCUGUUCCAAGCCGUUAUCUACAACGAUAAGGAUGCUGUGUCGAAGCCAAUUUGGAGCUGGAAUGAAAAUCGUUCUGCUAUUGAAACUACUACUGGCGAUUUUGUUAAGUGUAGAAGCCGCACACUAUUUUCAAACGAAGAAAGACUGUGAACAAGACUUCCUAUUAUCUGGCGAUAAAGGAAACUUCACAAGUCCAGGUGGAUACGAAGGUUAUCCUAAUAACACAAAUUGCAGCUGGAUCAUUAAAGGUAGUUAUAGCGCCAAAAUAAGCAUUACAUUUCACGACUUUGACUUGGAAUUUAGCAAGACUUGUUCACCGUAUGAUUUCGUAACGGUGUCAGACAAGUGUAACAAGUCGAAGACAUGGUCUGAGAACAUCGGAUCGGGAGAUAACAUCGAGGGAUAUUGCGGUAAUAUGACGUCAUUUACCGUCCAAACGCGCUGCCAAACGGCUCGAGUUGUGUUCAGAUCUGAUGACUCCAUAACAGGAAGAGGAUUCAACGCCACCUUCGAGAUCAUUCCUGUUCCAAAGGCACCUGAGAUAAUCUCAUUCUGUCCCGUUGGUGAAAACAAUUGCUCCACGAGAAAAGAGCUUACGGAAACCGACACUGAAGUCAUAACGUGCCAGGUUUCAGCUUCUCCAGAGGCGUUGGUCUACUGGUCCUACCGGGGGUUAAACGAGUCAAAUCCCGACAGGCCACUCGACACCCGUGAGAGACGCAUGAUCGACAAUCACGACGGGACACUAAAGAUUAAGAACCUCAGGAGAAAUGACACUGGCUUUUAUCGAUGUUACGCGAAUAACACGGAAGGAGAACAUGAUGCAUUAGUGUAUUUACACGUCAAAGAGAAGUGCAAAUGCCCGAAGAUAAUCAAAGCCAAUUGGUACGACAUUCCACCAUACAUCAAAGAUAACGGACCCGGCCGAGAACCCGCGGGAUUGUUCCCAUUACUGCUCAAAGAAAUUGUUCCCCUGUGCUGUGGAAACUGCUCUGGGGGUGACGGGCCGUCUUCUAUCUCCUACGCAUCAUACAAACAGGAAAACUUGGUAAACAUCAAGAAAAUCGAGAACCUCGGUAAAUCUGAUAUGAUAACGUUUCCGAUCAGUGGUAAGAAGGAUGAUCGCUUGUAUCAGAAUGAAUACAAGUUUAUGCCUCUUGUAAGCUCUCCUGGUGUCGCUUUCAUUGUUGUUGAUGAGCCACCUGGUACUUCAGCCAACGCUGUGUUCAACUCUGUCCUGUCUGGUUGGCCUGUGCUUCUUCUCACGCUUCUGAUGGCUUUACUGUCCGGGAUAAUUAUGUGGGGAUUGGACACAUGGUAUAACCCAGAAGAGUUUCCGAGGUCGUUUAUCAAGGGCAGCGGAGAGGGUUUCUGGUGGGCUUUUGUUACCAUGACAACCGUAGGCUAUGGCGAUCGAUCUCCCAGGGGAUUUGUGGCUCGUAUCUUUGCCAUAGCCUGGGUUCUGGUUGGCCUCGUUAUCACGUCUAUUUUCACUGGUGUUGUGACUACAUCCUUAACAGCCAUUACACUGAGCACUGACGUCAAACUGUAUGGCACUAAGAUUGCAGCAGUGGCUAAUUCUACUGAGUACCGGUUAGGACUGAACAAAAACGCGGAUAUGAAAGCAUAUCACGACUUACAAUCUAUCGUGGAGCCUCUAAAGAAUCGAGAGGACGGCUUGAAGGGAGUGCUAGUCGACACGUACGUUGCUGGAGAAAUGAGAGAUUUUUCCAGCGAAGAGCUACGUGUAAAUAAAAUCAUCGACCACAACUCGUACUACGGCAUCGUAUUCGGUAAAGACGACCGGCUGGCAGGAAAAGAUUUCCAAACCUGCUUCGAGGACUACUUCCUAUCAAACCAAGCAGCCAUCUUUGAGACUGUAAAGCAAAACACCCAACCCAUGAAGGAACCGUCAGAGAGUGCAGCAGUGGAGCGGUCUUCUGGUCUAUUUGACGCCAGCUCACCCUUGUUUCGAAAGGCAGUCUUCACCUGUCUUGGACUGCUAUUGUUUUCCGCGGCUUGUGGCAUUACCUGGGAUUACGGCUAUAUGAGGCGCUGGAAGAAAAAGGCAGAAAUGGAUGAGCUUGAGCUGCUCGGUGGGCCUGGUUACGAAAUGGCCAAAAGAAACCUGGACAUGAUGGAUGCCCUGAUGCAAGAGGUUCAGGAAUUUUACGAGAACUGGACGAAGAGACUCGAUGACAUCACGAACAAACACGAGGAGGAACAAAGGUUACAAGCAAAACAGAGAAAGUAGAAGAUGCAUGUAAUGUAGUCUAGUGAAACACGCUCUCUAUGAGUUGCACGAGACCACUUGCACAGAUCCGUUCAUGAUGUCAACUCGGCAAUGAUCUGUUUAAUCAUUUUGAGUAGUAAAUAGUCGGAAAUACGUCGGAGUGUAUUCGGCGACUGAUAGUCGGGGAAGGUCGUCCACUGAUCGAGUGUUUCACUGCUGGGGCCUUGUACCGAAGGCAAAGCUUCCGAGUCUGUCUGGAAGAAGUCGGUUAGCAAGUCGAUAAAUGAUCGAUGAACGAUCGGUACGCAUUCAGUGAUUGCCGUAAGAUCAGUGGGCGACGGCUCCUUCACUGCCUUUUUCACUUUUUAUAGAAAAUUAUGUAACACAAAAAGAGCACGAAAUAAUUUAAUCGAAUUCCUUCGAACCAUAAGACAACCAUUUUAGGUAGGCAGGCAAAAAGUAGAAACUGAUUUGCAGCUGUUGACGUUUGAAGACUAGAGACUUAAUGCUCCCAACUAUGUAAGAAUUGAAAGGUGCACAGCAAGGAGAAAUGUAUGUUGAUCGAUAACACACUAUGAAGGUGUGGUAGCUUAUUUGGUGGCUAUUUUAGAAGGUAUAAGUAUUUGGUAUUUGGUGCUAUAGGUAUUUGGUACUAAACAGGACAACGUUUUAUGAUAGUGGUUGUUGACGAAUGGACAACGAUUAAAUGAGCUAAUUGAAUGUAAGUUUUAUAGAAUGGCGAGUUGUAAACAGUCUUUCAUAACAGCUUCUCAUUUUUGGAUUGAAAGACGACAUUCCUUAGGUGACGAUAGAUACCUGUAUAAUAAAAAUGGUGUGCGAUUGUGGAAAUUGCUUCACUUUACGGCGGUUUUCACUUGAGUGUCAAAAAUUAUUCGACGUUUGCUUUGGUUUUGCAUUACCACGCUAAACCAUUGGCUCCAAUCAAAAAUUUCAGCCAGUUUGUCAUCCAAUCAGAAAGUGAUUAAUACCAAUCGUGACGUGUUCGCACACGUUUUAGGAAUUAGGAAUUAGGAAUACAGUUUAUGAGCAGAAAAGAAACUGAUCAAGGAGUUACUAAACUUGGACACCCAAUCGUGGAAUCUACUGCUUAGAGCAGGUUGUGAUUUACGGUGGAUAGCAACUUUUGGCUGGUCCAAUUUUGCAUUAAUAUUGCAGAGCUCUGUAGACGGUGAAGAACGUAUAUCGUGCACUAUGCUCUAAGUAGCCUCAGAACAAGAAUCUAUUAGGAGCAAGACCAAAACAAGUUGUGACUUUCCCUCUCCAGGUACCAGCUCACUACGUUAUUAGCGCUGGCGGUGAGAGGACAGAUGUGAUUAUCUUGGUUUUGUUUUUGCUAAGCGAACCUAAAACGUCUAUUGUAAACAGGUUCAGUGUCGCUGAAUCUUUUGUUAAAGUAGGGUUAAUUCUUAGAAAUGAAACUUCAGUCGGGGAAAAGGACUUCGUUUUGGCGGAAAACCAUCUCUGGCGAUAAGUUCAGCCUGGAUGUUGCAAAGUAACGUGGUGAUUCGUCAUGACCACAAGCCGACGAGACACCUUAAAGUACAUGCCAUCUUUUACAUUUGGGUGUACACACGAGCGUUCUCGAAAAACGACGUCUGAUUUCCCGAGUAGACUUAAAAGUAAGCUUUCUUUUACGGAGGGCUAUUUAUCUUUAUAUCAAGAUUUAUCUGUUUGCGCGUGCUUAAAAGACGUAGAGCGUCUGCAUAUUUGUACAUCAUUCUAUUUGCAAAUAAACAUGUUCACUGUC
Orbicella faveolata is the source of this 4238-nucleotide messenger RNA. RefSeq lists its product as uncharacterized. The record is from RefSeq and is a predicted model, not a curated record. NCBI's taxonomy places the organism in Eukaryota, Metazoa, Cnidaria, Anthozoa, Scleractinia, Merulinidae.